This is a messenger RNA of Plasmodium fragile, 3810 nucleotides long. RefSeq lists its product as uncharacterized. The record is from RefSeq and is a predicted model, not a curated record. Gene Ontology annotation, molecular function: protein binding. Lineage: Eukaryota; Apicomplexa; Aconoidasida; Haemosporida; Plasmodiidae. The transcript has a single exon. Bases 1 to 3810 code for a protein of 1269 amino acids. Gene Ontology annotation, biological process: cell division.
AUGCGGAGCUGCAGCACGGCCUCGUCUGGAAGGAAGAGGAAAUAUGAUGAGGUGGGAUCGAUACAGACGGAGAAACGAUUCGGAGGACACAUCAUACAAGGAAAAAACAAAAAUGGAAAAGGAAAAAGAAGAUCCAUCAGUCUGUCUAAUGCUUUUUUCAGUGUAAAAAGUUUCGAUAAGUAUGACAAUUCUUUCAAGUUAGUUCGCAGCGAUACAGCACACGAGGAGGGGGAAAAUUUGGAGAUAGAAGCGGAAGCACCAUGCUUAGCUGAUGGGGGAGGAGGUACAGGCAUCAAAGGUGGCGACGGUAUAAGCGGGAUGGAAGAUGUAAGCGCGGGAGACCAACUCACAUCGAAGCCCCCAGUGAAUGAGAUCCUUCUCCAUAUAAAGCGAUUUAAAUUUUUUCUUCUUAAAAAGUCCAUGGUGUACAAAAUUAGGUGUCUGAAUCAUAACUCUACGUGGCUCUCUGAGCUGUCCAAGGGGACGGGAAGAGGCAGACGAGGAGGAGUAAACCGGGGAUAUCUGCACGACUGCCUAUUUGUUAACCCUUUUCCCACCUACAAAGAAGUGGUGCGCUUAUACUAUGAACAAAAAUAUAAAGAAGCCUAUAUAAAGCUAAGCCUAAUUUCAGUUAAUUCCUUUUCUUCACCCUGGGAAGAAGACAUACUAAGGGAUAACUACUUCGACAGGAAAAAAUAUAAUUUGCAUUUCCUCAUCCAUUCGAUAGGAUCCAUACAGAAGAUAAAUUCUCCUUGCGGAAAACACAAUUUAAAAAAAAAGGAAAAAACAAAAGUCCAAAGGAAAGGUAAGAAAAGUUCCACUUCGAAGGGAACAACAAAUGAGUACUCUAUUUUUUCUAACCAGAAAAAGGAGAAAAUAAUUGAUAAGGGGAACACACUCCGGAUGUAUAUGCAAAAUGUGAAGAAGAAAAAAAAAGAGGAAGAAAAAAGGGAAAGAAAAAAAAAACGCAAUUUCAUUGUGAGGUAUAAAUUUAUUAGGUACGAAAAUGAUGUAAAUAGGUGGUGUGAUAGGUAUCUGCAAGAGGGAACAUUUGCAGUGAAGGGGAUAGCCAAGGGGGGGAAAGAAAAAAUGAAGAAUUCUUCUUGCAGAACGGGAGAAAAAAUUAGUGCUCCAUAUAGACAUCACUCCAACACGCGUAGCAAAUCACAGUCAAUGGGUAGGAAGAAGUAUGUGAUAGUACCAUUCCGUAGCAAUGUGCUCAAUCCUUUUGGCAACCUUUCUGAGGAGGGACAGGAAGUGAGAGGGAAGGAAAAGGGAGACAUAAACACCCAUAUUGAGAAGGUACCUGAUGGGACAGAUCUUCCAAAUGGAAAAAAGGGCGAUAAAGUAGAGCACAGCUGCUUCUUAUCGGAGAAGGAAAAAACUCGUGGUUUGGUAAGAAGAAGAACCAAGGUAGACACCAAUUUGUUAAUCUUCCUCAAAAUGUUGUGUCUGUAUAAAUAUGCCCACUCCUUUGGAGAGAACAAAGUGUUAAGCCUAGGUGGGGAUAUUUCGCUUAAGCUACAAAACAACCGUUCUGAAGCAAAUGAACUGAAUUGUCCGACCCAAAAGGUUAGUAUAGGAAGCGCUUUGAAAAUGGAAAUACUAAUGUAUAUGGUCAAGUAUCUGAGGAGAGUCCAAAAAGCAAUUAAAUUAGAUACGCACCUUUGUCUGCUACUAAGUGUUGUUUACUAUGAUUUGAAAAAAUUUCAUAAAAGUGUGGUAUAUGUGAGGAAAAGCAUCAGACGUGACUAUUUCAACUUUGUGGCGUGGGUUUUCUUUAACAAUUUAAUUUCCAUCGAAUUGUUUACUGGAGGUAGUUUAGGAAAAAGCAAAACGGGAAGACGUGAUAGUGAGUUGUUAAUGGAAACUGCCCAGGGGCGCAGCCAGACGUGUGGAAGCACUUAUGAAUCCAUUUAUGAAGAAAAAAAAAGAUUUCGCGAAAACUCCAAAAAGUUGAAAAGGCUGUGUAACUAUUUGUUUUUAAAUGAAUAUAUUCAAAAUGGAAAACAGGACUUCCUAGACGUGGCGGAGCACUAUUCUAGGUACAUCUACGUGAACCCCCUGCGCAACUCUGGGGCAUCUUUUUUUUUUAGAAACGGUUACUUUGUAAGUCGCGUUUUUAGGCAGGGGGGAGAACAGCGGCUAAAAAAGGGGAAUUACUCAAAAAAAACCAAACAGUGGAACAAAAAGACACGUCUCACAUGGUGCGAAAAAUACCAGGGGUACCUAAAAAGGUACAAGUUUAAAAGGAAUCUCAUGUCGCUAUUCGGGUUCGCUCACUUUUGCUCCCUCAAUUGUUUGCUCUACAAAGAUUCCAUAAAGACCUACAAAUAUUUAAAGGAAAUCAUGCCAAACAAUUUUUAUGUGUCCUGUGAGCUAGCCAAAUUAUAUUAUUAUUGCGGGGAGGCAAAAAAGAGUAUAAAGUGCUUUGACAAAAUGAAUCGCAUCUGCAAAAGGAACAUCAUUUUGGAGAGACGAUUGCUGGAAGGUUGUUGUGUUCGCUAUUUGCAGAGAAGGGAAAGGAGAAGGAAGAAGGGGAAACAAGGAGCACAAACCAGUGGUGAGAGUGAAGCAUGCGUUCAGGUCAUAAGUGCGAAGAAGUGUAGAGAGAUGGAAAUGUUGCUGCUCCCUGGGUACUUCUCAAACGGGUUUGUUUAUGUAGAACUUUUGGUGAAUAUACUUGUGUGUGAGAAGAACCUCCCCGCUUUGUUAAUUCUUCUGCGGGAUUGUGAAAGAGCUGCGGAGAAGUGCACAGAUAAGAGUAGAAACGCAAAAUAUGACUCUAAAUUAUGCUACAUCAUGGGGAAAUAUUUCUCCCUAUGCAAUAAUCGGAAGAUGGCAAUUCUUUGCUUCAAGCAAGGAAUUCAAAGGAAUAAAUAUCACUUGUUCUCAUAUAUGGCUUUGGCUGAGGAGUAUUUCUCGUGUGGGAAUGUGAACAGUUCUGUUGGCAUUUUAAGGAGGGCUAUUAGUUUAUAUUUUAAUAACCCGAGUGCGUGGUUUAGCUUAGCUAAAUGUUUUGAAUGGAAAGAGAAUUACGAUUUUUCCAUUUUUUGUUAUGAACAAGCAAUAAAUUUUCAGCAAAGUACCAUUUGUUAUUUGCACCUGUCUGGGAUUUAUUUGAAAAAGGGAGACGUGAACAGUUACAUAGACACUUUGAAGAAAGCCUGGGUGUUUACAAAAGAUUCCUUGUUCGCGUCUAUGUUGUUUUUUAUAUAUUUAUCAAAGUUGAAAAGGCAAACUAGGAUGUGUUCCUUCAUGGAGGAUGAAGUGCAGGAAGAAAAUGUCGCUUACUGCUCUAACAAGGAAAGGAGUAAAAAGAAUAUUUUUCUUUUUUACGAAAAAAAUAAUGAGUGUUUCAGAUGGUGUGUCAAGUAUUUAAAUUGUUGUUUGAAUAAAAUGAAGAUAAUGCGGAGGUUAAAUCGAAUGGGACGUGUUUCGUCUGUCUCUAAAUUUGAAGUUGAAGAAGUUGGAAAGUGUGUCCAUUUGGAUGAUAACAUGAAAUGUGAGACGUACGAUAAAUGGGGCAGUAAUUCCUUUUUAAAAAAUUUUAAAAAGAUAUUUGAGAAAAACACAAGUUAUUUUUGCUUUAUUCACUUUUUAAGAAAUUCCUCCACUAUUCUGUUGGAAGCUAUAUACUACUUGGCACAUUAUUUUUUUUUCCACGAAAGUUUUUACAAUGCUUUGAAGCUGUUUGAAAUUUUGUGGGAGGCAGGGGGGAUGAAUUCGGAGGCCUCUUUCAGGAUGUACAGGCACACACACAGGAUGUUACAGGGCGGUUGGAAGGAAUCCAAGGGGAAAGCACGGUGA